Arachis duranensis is the source of this 1751-nucleotide messenger RNA. RefSeq names its product octanoyltransferase LIP2p, chloroplastic. The record is from RefSeq and is a predicted model, not a curated record. Gene Ontology annotation, biological process: protein lipoylation. Bases 810 to 1736 code for a protein of 308 amino acids. Gene Ontology annotation, molecular function: lipoyl(octanoyl) transferase activity. The transcript is spliced from 5 exons. NCBI's taxonomy places the organism in Eukaryota, Viridiplantae, Streptophyta, Magnoliopsida, Fabales, Fabaceae. Gene Ontology annotation, cellular component: mitochondrion.
UCCUCACUCCUCGCCUGAAGCCCUCGCCCCCCUCUCGAGCCUCAUUCCUGAUUCCUCAGUCUCGUACAUGCUCUCAUUAUUUCUCCCCAAAACACAACCCUAGCCUCCAUCGCGCCGCUGUUGGUUUCACCGACGCCGCCUGGUUCGUCGUAGUCGUUCGCCAAGCCUCCUGUUUCGUCGUGUUCGAAGGCCCUUCCAUUCCUUCAACGUCAGCGUCUCCAGGUCCUGCUCCGCCGUCGUCUGUCUGUCGUGAUCGUCGCCAGCUCCCCGUCGUCCGUCGCCAGCUCCCCGUCGUCCGUCGCCAGCUCGGCAGUGUUCGUCGCCAGCUUCCCGUCGUCCGUCGCUCUCCCUCAAAUCUCUGGUCACUUCCCUCGCCGAAGGCAUGCACUUGGUGGCUUUGAUGGAAGCACAAUGGUGUCGACCAUUGAAGUGUUUGAUCCUCGUCGUGAAGCAUGGAUAACCGGGGAACCCAUGAAUCAUCCUCAUCGAGAAGCACAAUAUGGUGUCUACUAACCCUUUUUUUUUUAAUUAUAUAGGCAUCUUUAACCAAUUCUCCCAAGUCUAUAUGUGAGCUACCACCAGUUCCCCCUUCUUCUAGGGUAAUAUACGAAACUGAAUUUGCAGAAGACCAGGCAGUUGUUUAUGCUUCUAAAUGAGUUUUUAGUGUUACUCCUGACCAUGAUUAUAUAAAGGUAAUGAAUUCAAAUUGGACUUGAUACAUUGAUCGCCUCCUAUUGUCCUUAGUUGCCACCAUCUUUGAUAUCGCCAGUAUUUUCAUCUCACAAACACACAGUAUCCUGUAAUCAGACAUGAAUUUGUUGAAUACAGUCCCUUCAUCAGCGCCUCCAUGCCCUUAUCUACCUUUGCGCACCCACUCUAACCUGUCCAAGUCACUCCAAUUCUCAUAUCCGAAACCAUCCAAAUUCACAUCUUAUGGAGCAAGGCUCUGCGAGCUCUUUGAUUUGCACCAAGAGCAAGUCCCUUAUGAAGUGGCAUGGUCUUGGCAGAAAGACAUUGUGAAGGAAAAGAAGGCUCAGCUUGAGAACGAAGGAGAUUGCAGUGACACCCUUAUUGUUCUGCAGCACCCUUCCGUGUAUACAUUGGGUACUGCCAGUACCAAGGACAACCUAAAUUUCAACAUCAACAAUGCACCCUUUAAUGUUUAUCGUACUGAGCGAGGUGGUGAAGUUACAUACCAUGGUCCUGGCCAGCUAGUUCUGUACCCUAUUAUCAAUCUAAGAAGACACAAGAUGGAUCUACAUUGGUACCUCAGGACGCUGGAAGAGCUUGUCAUUCGUGUUCUUUCUUUGACAUUUUCCAUUCAAGCUUCUCGAGUGGAAGGUUUAACCGGUGUCUGGGUUGGAAACGAGAAAGUUGCAGCUGUAGGUAUAAGAGUGUCUCAUUGGAUAACAUACCAUGGCUUAGCACUUAAUGUCACAACAGAUUUGACUCCCUUCAAAUGGAUCAUCCCAUGUGGCAUACGCAACCGCGAGGUUGGAAGCAUUAAAGGGUUGUUACUGAGAGAAGCUCAAUCAUCAAAUAUGGCUGCUAAUGGAACAAAUGAUCUGCAUUCUAUUAUGCAUGAUGAUGGCGGUCUAAUUGGUAUUACUCGCAACUCCUUGAUUGAAGAGUUUUCAAAAGUGUUUCAGCUUGAGUACUGUCACAGAACUAUUUCUGUACCUAUGUUGUAUGAAAGGAAUCAAAGUGAUAUCGUUACUGAAACACAGCAAAGUUGAAUUUGUUUGAUAUCA